AUGGCAUUUCCCUGCUGCAAGCCUAUGAGGCCCAAGACCCUGCCUAUGCUUCUGGUGGGCGUGAGCUUCAUGGCUCUGCACCUAUGGAGCAACCAAGCACCCAGGCCCCAGCAGAAGCAGGAGGUCACCCUGGAGCCUGCAUCUGCUGCCGAGCAGCCGUCGGCACUCACUCCCGGGUCCCCGUGCGUGGCCAAUGCUUCGGCACACACCACGGCCGGCUUCGAGCACCUGCCUGAGCGCAUCCAGGACUACCUGCGGUACCGCCACUGUCGCCACUUCCCGCUGCUCUGGGACGUUCCAGCCAAGUGCGCCGGCAGGCACGGUGUCUUCUUGCUGCUGGCGGUGAAGUCGUCGCCCGCGAACUACGAGCGGCGCGAGUUCAUCCGCCGCACAUGGGGGCAGGAGCGCACAUACGGCGGGCGGGACGGGAGGCGGCUCUUCGUGCACACCGCCAACAUCAUCCGCUUCCUGGAGGCGCAGCCGCCCGACCGCCACCUCUUCACCGGGCAGCUCAUGGACGGCUCGGUGCCCAUCCGCGACAGCAGGAGCAAGUACUUCGUGCCGCCGCAGCUCUUCCCAGGCCCGGCCUACCCGGUGUAUUGCAGCGGCGGCGGCUUCCUCCUGUCGCGCCACACUGUCCGGGCCCUGCACGCGGCCAAAAAAAAACUCUUCCCCAUCGACGACGCCUACAUGGGCAUGUGUCUGCAGCGCGCUGGCCUGGCGCCCAGCGGGCACCAGGGCAUCCGGCCGUUUGGUGUGCAGCUGCCCGGCGCCCAGCACCCCUCCUUCGACCCCUGCAUUUACCGCGAGCUGCUGCUGGUGCACCGCUUCGCGCCCUACGAGCUGCUGCUCAUGUGGAAGGCCCUGCAUAGCCCCGCGUUGCGCUGCGGCCAGGGGCGCCCGAGCUCCUGA
Messenger RNA from Tupaia belangeri chinensis (Chinese tree shrew), 912 nucleotides. RefSeq names its product UDP-GlcNAc:betaGal beta-1,3-N-acetylglucosaminyltransferase 6 (gene B3GNT6). Gene Ontology annotation, cellular component: Golgi membrane. NCBI's taxonomy places the organism in Eukaryota, Metazoa, Chordata, Mammalia, Scandentia, Tupaiidae. Gene Ontology annotation, molecular function: galactosyltransferase activity; UDP-glycosyltransferase activity. The transcript has 2 exons. The coding region runs from base 1 to 912 and encodes 303 amino acids. Gene Ontology annotation, biological process: poly-N-acetyllactosamine biosynthetic process; protein O-linked glycosylation. The record is from RefSeq and is a predicted model, not a curated record.